AUGACCGCACCAGCUGCCCCCCCAAUCCUGGACUUCUCUGCUUUCUAUGGUAGCGACAACGAAGCCAAGGCCCAGUUGGUAGAGGAGGUGCGCAACUGCUGCCACUACAAUGGCUUCUUCCAGAUUACGGGCCAUCGCGUGCCGCUCGACCUGCAGCGCCGCGUUAUGGAAUGCUCCAAACGCUUCUUCGACUUGCCUUUGGAAGAGAAGAUGCAAAUUGACAAAAAUCUGAACACCUUUAACCGCGGCUAUGAGCUGCUGCGAUCGCAAAUGCUCGAAGCAGGCACCGGCCCCGAGCUGAAAGAAGGGCUCUACAUUGGCGAGGAGAUCCCCGAGGAUCACCCAUACUUUGUCCAGAAGAAGCUGAACAGUGGUCCCAAUCAAUGGCCACAGACGGUCCCCGACAAGGCGGAGUUCCAAAAGACAACGAUGGAAUAUUAUCACGCAGUAUUCGAGCUCGCGAAAGACGUGCUGGGGGUGGUUGCGUUAACGCUGGGUGUGGACGCGACCUUCUUCGAGCCUCUCACCGAAGGCGCUGUUGCCACGAUGCGUUAUCUGCACUAUCCCGCGCAACCGAAGGACCAGGACGAGAAACUGAAUCGUGGAAUUGGCGCACAUACCGACUUUGGAUGCGUCACGCUGCUCCUGCAGGAUGAAGUGGACGGCUUGCAGGUCUUGGACGUGCCUACUGGGCAGUGGCUGGAUGUUCGUGCCUCUCCUGUCCGUCUUGAAUCCAUCACUAAUCCAUGUCAUUCACAGGUGAAACCUGUCGAGGGAGCCUACGUCGUCAACCUGGGCGACCUGUUCAUGCGCAUGGCCAACGAUAAAUACAAGUCCAACAUUCACCGCGUGAUCAAUAAGUCGGGCCGUGAGAGAUAUUCGAUUCCGUUUUUCUUCAGUGGAAACCCAGACUACCUUUGCGAGUGCCUACCGAACUGUCGCGCGCCGGGCGAGCCAGCCAAAUACCCACCGAUCACCGUCCAGGAUCGGGUGACUGAAGCCUACAAGGAUAGCUAUGGUCGGGCAGAACAAUACAAGAAGGAGCUGGAGAUGCAGGCCCUGGCGUCUACUCCAGCGGUAGCUUCGAAGCAUGGCCUGAAUGCGAAGGGAGAGAUCUCACGACCAACGAAAUCGAAAAUGGACAGAGUCGCCAUGGAAAAGAAGCAUAACCAGCCCGUUCAUGAUGUCGAUCCAGAUAAGGCCGCUGGCAAUAUGAUUGCCCUCGAUGAUCAUGAAGCUGAGCAAUUCUAUGGCUCUUCUACUACCCAGGCAUACCGCCUCAAGUCCGAGCUGGUAGGAAGUUGCAUGGAACAGAUUGGCAUGGGAAGGCUUUGGAUGGAUUGUGGACAACGUAACUAUAUCCUCCCAUCCCUCCUGCCCCCCAGCCCUAACGUUCCGCCUGGUCAGUUUGCCUCUCAAGGCAUUGGCAGCGUCCAGCCACCCAUUGAACAGGAGCUUUCGGACAUCGUCAGUGUCAGCUAUAGCUCACUUGCCUACUACGCCGGUCUCAUCCUAGGCGCAUCUUUCUGGGGCAUCUCUAGUGACUUAAUCGGUCGACGACCCGCGUUCAAUUAUACCGUCCUGAUCGCAGACGCGACUCCAGCAACUUGUCCACGUCGCGAUAAUAUGGGAUGGUAUGAAUCCACACUUAACCUACACUUCGAGGCUCACCCGGAGAUCUUCAGGCGGUAUACAAUGAUUACCCUUGGUGGCAUGGCCCUUGUCUUCACACUACUCCGUCUGUUUGUUUUCAAGCUCCCUGAGACUCCACGAUAUUUGCUGUCUCAGGGGAGGGAUGAAGAUGCAGUGGCGGCAGUCAACCAUGUGGCCAGACAGAAUGGAAGGCCAGAACCCUUGACCAUUGGCAUGCUUCGCGAAAUUGAUAUGCGGCUGGGAGCUACGCCGAGUGCAAAUGGAACCCACGCACGACUUUCCACCAAGCAAAUGGUCUCUGAAACCCUGCGAAGCUUCAGGGGUGAACAUUACCGCGCUCUAUUCGCCACCUCGAAGCUUGGCAGACAUACCAUCAUUACUUGGGUGAUAUGGCUAACCAUCGGCAUCGGAUACCCUCUGUACUUCAACUUCCUGCCGUCGUAUUUAGCAACCAAGUUUACUCAGAACUCUACUCUCUCUCUAACAUACCGCAACUACUGCAUCACCUCCGCUGUGGGAAUCGUGGGUCCACUAUGUGCUGCGGUGGGCGUCAACACGACGCUCGGCCGUCGGUAUAUGAUGGGAAUCUCGUCUGUCGUGACGGCCGUGUUCCUUUUCGCCUACGUGGGGGUCAACAGCUCCACAGCCAGCCUGGCUUUCUCCUGUGUCACCAGUAUCCUGGCGAAUUUUGAGUAUGCAGUUAUGUUCGCCUUCACCCCAGAAUCCUUUCCAGCCCCCCACCGCGACCGGAUUUACGAGCGCCCCGAUCUAUGCCAGCGCUGCAAUGUGGGUCACGUUGCCCAGCACAAGAACGAGGACAGCUGCUGGGUUGUUCUUUACGGAAAGGUCUAUGAUGUGAGUUCGACCUCUGCUCCCAUUCUACUUCCAUCAUCGACUGCUGACCGGGACCAGGUCACGCGUUUCCUGUCCAGCCAUCCUGGCGGCGCCCAAGCCAUUCUGCGGGUGAGCGGUGGAGAUGCCACAGACGACUUCGAUCCCAUUCAUCCCCCCGAGACCAUGCAGAGUCUCCAGUCGGCACAGAUCGGAUCAACAGACCGCGAUGAGGAGGUGUCCUCUGCCGGUCAUACUACGGGUGCCACGGACGAAAUCGAUGUUAACACCCUCUUGAACCUGGACGAGAUUGAACAGGCAGCCAGCAAGGUAAUCAGCCAGAAGGCGUGGGCUUACUAUUACUCGGCGUCGGACGACCAGAUCACCAAGGACUGGAACACGCAAGUUUACCGAUCACUUCUGCUGCGUCCCCGAGUCUUUAUCGACUGCCAGAAAUGCGAUGUGGAGACCGAGCUUUUGGGAUGGAAGCUUGGUCUCCCGAUCUACGUAUCUCCAACCGCAAUGGCUCGCUUAGGACACCCCAGCGGGGAGGCGGGAAUCGCAGAAGCAUGCGGUACCUUUGGAGCGCUGCAGAUCAUCGCAAAUAAUUCGUCAUUGUCACCCGAGCAGGUGGUUGCUAAUGCUGCACCGACGCAAGUAUUUGGAUGGCAGCUGUAUGUCCAGCGAGACCGCAGUGCGAGCGAAGCGAUGCUCGCACGGGUGAACCAGCUAGAUGCGAUCAAGUUUGUGGUACUCACGCUUGACGCGCCCGUCUCUGGAAAGCGAGAAGAUGACGAGCGCAUCAAUGUGCAGGCUCAUCCAGCAGGCAGUGUCAGUGCCCAGCUUUUCGCUGGCACAGAUCCGUCUCUCACCUGGCACGAGACUCUUGAGUGGCUAUCACGACACACAAAGAAGCCUAUCAUCCUCAAGGGUCUGCAGACUCAUGAAGAUGCCGCUAUUGCCGCCCGGUAUACACCCCUCGUCCAAGCUAUUAUCCUAUCCAACCAUGGUGGGAGAUCUCUGGACACGGCACCACCGGCCGUACACACCCUCCUUGAAAUACGGAAGUACUGUCCCCAUAUUUUCCUGAAGAUGGAGGUGUGGGUGGACGGUGGGAUUCGACGAGGGACCGACGUCGUCAAAGCGCUUUGCCUUGGUGCGAAGGCUGUUGGCAUCGGACGGCCGGCUCUUUGGGGCCUUGGGGCUGGGGGAGUGAAGGGCGUUGAACGAACGCUACAAAGUGCGCCCCCUAUUCUCUCGCCUGUGAAUCUCCUUGAUCAUCUGCUAAUAUCCCGUCUUCGCCUGGUAGUUCUGUUGGAGGAGACCAAGACGUGCAUGCGACUCUUGGGAGCUACCAGCAUCCAGGACCUGGGUCCCCACUAUGUCAACUCCCGCAUUGUGGAGCAGCAAAUCUAUCGGACGCCGCCAAGUGUCGAGGAUGAGGGCGUUUUAGUGUGUAAGGGCAAGCUCUAG
Molecule: messenger RNA, 3957 nt
Organism: Aspergillus bombycis
Lineage: Eukaryota; Fungi; Ascomycota; Eurotiomycetes; Eurotiales; Aspergillaceae
Exons: 10
Coding region: 1-3957 (1318 amino acids)
Biological process (GO): transmembrane transport
Cellular component (GO): membrane
Molecular function (GO): heme binding; oxidoreductase activity; transmembrane transporter activity
Source: RefSeq, a predicted model, not a curated record